Symbiodinium pilosum is the source of this 1947-nucleotide messenger RNA. The record is from the annotation of a GenBank genome assembly. NCBI's taxonomy places the organism in Eukaryota, Dinophyceae, Suessiales, Symbiodiniaceae.
AUGACAGCCGCUGCAGAUGAGAUAGAUGGCACCGCUCAGAUUGGCUUUGACUGUGUGGGAGGGCCCCCCGAUGGCACGGGUGACAUUUUGUUGUAUCUCCCUGACAUCGAUUUCACCGGGACAGUGCCAGCUGUGCAGUUUCCCAGCCUUGUGGAUGAUGGCUUCGAGCUUUGGCGCUGCUUUCUUCCCAAGAGCGAUAGGAAGACCAGCUUCGUCGAGCUUGCUGGCGCAGUGGAAGACUGGUUGCGCAAACAGAUCGCCCAGAAACGGAAAGUGGUUUUGAUCGGCGAUGGCUUUGGUGGCCUGCUAGCUCUGUCCAUGGCCCUGCGGCUAGGCCGCGCGUUGAAGGGGCUUGUGCUUGUGAAUCCCGCUACUGGCCUUGCGCAGAAGCCUUGGCAAAGCCUGGGCCCACUUCCUGUUAGACCAUUGGCGGAGCUUUUGCGGGGAGCCCCGGCAGUUGGAGGGCAAGCGACUUUUAACGAUGGGCUUGGAGAUCUCAUCGUCAAGGCUGCUACAGGUGCCGCAGGUUUCCGGUCAGCUGCGCUUGCAGCUCGCAGUGGGACCUUGGACUUUCGUCUGAAAGCCUGGCUCCGGGAUGGCUGGGAGGCAGUGUCCUGCGAGCUCCGGCGCCCAGCCAACAGAUCUCCAUUCCCAGCGACUCUGCUUGCUGUCUCGAAGGAUGACACGCUCCUGCCCUCUCGAGCUGAAGCACAGAAGCUGAAGCCGAUUCUGGAGGAGCGCUGCCUCACAGGCAGGAUGGAGGUCAAGGAGUUAGAUAGCCGAAGCCAUGAACCCUUGGCCAGCAACCUAGACCUCCUGAAGAUGUUGAAGGAGUCGGCCAUUUUUGCCUACAAGGAUCCGGUUUCAGGCUACGAGUUCCCAAGCCUGGAGCAACUGGAGGAUGGUUCCAAGGACGUGGAGAGAUUAGCGUCUGUUGUCUCACCUGUGUUUUGCAGCUUUGAUGCGGCUUCCUCAUCACAGCGGUCUUUUGGCCUGGGUGGUGUUCCAACGCCAGCAGAGGCCGGAGAGCGACCAGUGCUUCUCGUGGGCAACCACCAGAUAGCCGGACUGGAUCUUGGUCCUUUGGUGCGUGAGUUCCUGGUGACAAGGGGAGUGGUAGCUAGAGGCCUUGCCUAUCCUGGAGCUAUGCGGCGCAUGCGUCAGCAAGGGCCUUCACAAUUCCAAACUUUCGGAGCAGUUUCUGUCUCACCUCGCAACAUCUUCAAGCUGUUGCAGCAAGGGGAGAUGGUGCUUCUGUUUCCAGGUGGUGUGAAAGAGGCCCUGCAUGGCCCGGGAGAGGACUACAAGCUCUUCUGGCCAAGUAAGACGGACUUUGUCCGAGUGGCCGCGCGCUUCAACGCUGUGGUUGUUCCCUUUGCCGGAAUUGGGGCAGAUGACAAUGUUCAGGUGCUGGCUAACUCCAGAGAGCUCCGGAGAAAGGCUGAGGAGCUCCUUCCUUUCAUGGCCCGUAGCCAGCCGAAAUCCGGUGGUCUCAUGCCGGUAUCGGAAGCUCUGGAGUCGGGCAUGAGUGUGCCAUUCAUGGCUCCACCACUAUCGCUGGCCACGCAAUCCAGCCCGGGCAUUGGGGACCGCUUCUACUACAGCUUUGGCGAGCCCGUCGACCUGAAAGACGUUGACCCCAAGGACCGAAGUGCGUGCGACAAGGCUUAUGCCGACAUUCGGAAAGCCGUGGAGCAGGAGAUCGAGUGGUUGCAGCAGGCACGCCUUGAGGAUCCUUUCCGAGAUCUCCUCCGGCGUCAGCUCUAUGAGCGCGUGGCAGCCAUCGAGCCUGCAGCACGACGCAUCCCGCAGGGCCCCUUGGAAGGCAAAGUGGUGAGGACCUAUGCCAACCGGGCGCCAUCCUUUCCAAUGGAGAAGCUGCUUCCUCCACAAGCAGCCGAUGCUGGACACGCAGAUGGAGAUGCAACUGAGCAGUCCAAGAAGUGA